Molecule: messenger RNA, 1852 nt
Organism: Dimorphilus gyrociliatus
Lineage: Eukaryota; Metazoa; Annelida; Polychaeta; Dinophilidae
Source: the annotation of a GenBank genome assembly
UAUGUAUGCUCCUACGACGAUGACGGAUUUUAAUCCUUCUAAGCCUGUUGCAUCACCUGUAGAAAAGUUAAAAUUAGAAUGGGCUUACGGCUAUCGAGGCCGCGAUGGCAGGAACAAUCUUUACUUAUUACCAACUGGGGAAAUGAUAUAUUUCAUAGCCGCAGUUAUUGUUUUGUACAAUGUAGAUGAGCAAAUUCAGCGACACUAUACUGGUCAUAACGAUGAUGUAAAAUCCCUAAGUGUUCAUCCCGAUAAAAUUACAAUAGCGAGCGGGCAAGUUGCUGGACAUGACAAAAAGGAGGGCAAACCCCAUAUUAGAAUCUGGAAUUCAUUGAGUUUACAAACAUUGCAUGUACUUGGUCUUGGACAUUUUGAUAGAGCAGUAUCUUGUAUUGCUUUUUCGAAAUUCGACGGUGGCCAAUAUUUAUGUGCUGUUGACGAAGCAAACGAACAUAUUAUGUCAGUAUGGCAUUGGCAAAAAGAAACAAAAUUAAUAGAGUCCAAGACAUCUGCCGACCCAGUUUUAGCUUGUGACUUUCAUCCAGGUGAUAAAAAUAUUAUUGUGACUUGCGGCAAAGGACAUAUUUCCUUUUGGAAUUUUGAAAAUAAUAUUUUAACAAAAAAACAAGGAAUCUACGAAAAACACGAGAAGCCAAAAUUUGUCAAUUGUAUUGCUUUCGCUUCGAAUGGUGAUGUUAUGUCGGGGGAUUCUAAUGGAAAUAUUCAAAUAUGGGGACGAGGCACGAAUAAAAUUUCACAUGUCAUACUAAAUGCUCAUGAUGGAACCGUGUUUACAAUUUGUUCUCUUCCUGAUGGAAACUUUUUGUCUGGUGGAAAGGAUAGAAAUAUUAUAAAAUGGGAUGCUAAUUAUAAGAAAACUGCUUCUUCAAAGUUAGACGAAGUUUAUGGAUCUAUUAGAAUGUUGAGUUGUGAAAAAGGAUCGCAAAUUAUUGUGGGAACAACUAAGAAUAAUAUUCUUAUGGGUUCCUUCGAUUUACAAUGGAGUCCCGUUGUUUAUGGUCACGUUGAAGAAUUAUGGGGUUUGGCUGUUCAUCCAACUCAGCAUCAGUUUUUAACGGCAGGAGAGGACAAAAAUGUUUUCCUAUGGGAUGCUCAUAAACAUUCAAUUGUUUGGCAAAAAUGCGUUCCAGAAGGUGCCCACUCCGCAAUUUUCCACCCAAAUGGAAAUUUCUUUGUUAUUGGACUAAAUUCUGGUCGUUGGAUAGUAUUUGAAAUUGCGUCACAACAGAUUAUUUCAUCUCAUACUGACGGAAAUGAGCAGAUUGAGUGCUUAUCCUUUUCACCAGAUGGCGCCUACUUAGGAGUUGGAAGUAGAGAUAACAUCAUUUAUGUUUAUAAUAUCACAGAAGAAGGUCGCAAAUAUUCAAGAGUUGGUCGUUGUAUUGGUCAUUCCAGUUUCGUGACACAUAUUGAUUGGUCAGUUGAUAGUCAGUAUUUGCAAUCCAACUCAGGAGACUAUGAAAUAUUAUACUGGAACGGCGCAAAUUGCAAGCAAAUUUCAAGUGUAUCCCAAUUACGUGACGUCGAAUGGGCAACGAAUAAUUGCACAUUAGCCUUCAAUGUUUGCGGAAUAUGGCCCGAAGGAGCAGAUGGUACUGACAUCAAUGCAUGUUGCAGAGCUCCAAGAGCUCAUAACUUAUUAGCUAGUGCCGAUGAUUUUGGAAAAGUUAAUCUUUUUAGAUAUCCCUGCUAUCAGCCAAGAGCUAAUUGUCACACAUUCUCCGGUCAUAGUUCUCAUGUAACAAAUGUACAAUUUGUUCAUGAUGAUUCUAAACUGCUCUCAACUGGUGGUAAAGAUACCUCAAUUCUCCAAUGGAAUGUUUCAGCUUGA